Messenger RNA from Aspergillus luchuensis, 291 nucleotides. RefSeq lists its product as uncharacterized. The transcript has a single exon. NCBI's taxonomy places the organism in Eukaryota, Fungi, Ascomycota, Eurotiomycetes, Eurotiales, Aspergillaceae. Bases 1 to 291 code for a protein of 96 amino acids. The record is from RefSeq and is a predicted model, not a curated record.
AUGUCAUCGUCGCCACCCACCCCGGAAGACACGUCCAUCUGUUCUAUCAAGGCUUCGCGGCUGAAAAUAGCAGGAUUUCGUGACGCCAAUGUCCAGGCCUACUGUGACUGUCGCCAGUCACAGGUUGCGAAUGAGUCGUGGAAGAAUGAAUUUCGCAAAGCAUGUGAUGUGGCUCUGGGUGAUGGGUUAGACUUGGACCAAAUUGAUGAGUUAAGCGAUCCCGUAUACUUCAACAGUCGGGGAGUCAAAUGGGGUAUUGCUCGUCGAUUCGUGAAGGACAUUAAAUACUGA